Molecule: messenger RNA, 4384 nt
Organism: Enhydra lutris kenyoni (northern sea otter)
Lineage: Eukaryota; Metazoa; Chordata; Mammalia; Carnivora; Mustelidae
Product: actin binding LIM protein family member 3
Exons: 24
Coding region: 244-2295 (683 amino acids)
Biological process (GO): lamellipodium assembly; cilium assembly; cytoskeleton organization
Cellular component (GO): actin cytoskeleton; stress fiber
Molecular function (GO): actin filament binding
Source: RefSeq, a predicted model, not a curated record
CCGCGCUGCCACCCCGCGAGCCCGCAUCAUGGAUGUCGAGCUCUCCUAUUUCGCUUUGCUCGCCUUGGAAUUCGAGACUCCAGACGAGGACCAGGAUUCAUGAGCCGGUCGCAGGGGCCCAGGCAGGGGCCUCUGGCUCCCGACGCCGGCCGAGAGGUGAUGAGUGAGGUCGGAAGAUCGCAAGAUUUAAAAAGCAACCGGGUCCUCCGUAUCGAAUGAAAGACCCAGUGCAAAGGCAUCACCAUGAACACGAGCAUUCCUUAUCAGCAGAAUCCUUACAAUCCCCGAGGCAGCUCCAAUGUCAUCCAGUGCUACCGCUGUGGAGACACCUGCAAAGGAGAAGUGGUCCGUGUCCACAACAACCACUUUCACAUCAGAUGCUUCACCUGCCAAGUAUGUGGCUGCGGCCUGGCCCAGUCGGGCUUCUUCUUCAAGAACCAGGAGUACAUCUGCACCCAGGACUACCAGCAGCUCUACGGCACCCGCUGCGACAGCUGUAGGGACUUCAUCACCGGCGAGGUCAUCUCCGCCCUGGGCCGCACCUACCACCCCAAGUGCUUCGUGUGCAGCUUGUGCAGGAAGCCUUUCCCCAUUGGAGACAAGGUGACCUUCAGUGGGAAGGAAUGCGUGUGUCAGACAUGCUCCCAGUCCAUGACCAGCAGUAAGCCCAUCAAGAUCCGUGGACCAAGCCACUGCGCUGGGUGCAAAGAGGAGAUCAAGCAUGGCCAGUCCCUCCUGGCGCUGGACAAGCAAUGGCACGUCAGCUGCUUCAAGUGCCAGACCUGCAGCGUGAUCCUUACCGGGGAGUACAUCAGCAAGGAUGGCGUUCCAUACUGCGAGUCUGACUACCAUUCCCAGUUCGGCAUCAAAUGUGAGACUUGUGACCGGUACAUCAGCGGCAGGGUCUUGGAGGCAGGAGGGAAGCACUACCACCCUACGUGUGCCCGGUGUGUCCGCUGCCACCAGAUGUUCACGGAAGGUGAGGAGAUGUACCUCACAGGUUCUGAGGUUUGGCACCCCAUCUGCAAACAGGCAGCCCGAGCAGAGAAGAAGUUAAAGCAUAGGCGGACGUCCGAAACUUCCAUCUCACCCCCUGGAUCCAGCAUUGGGUCACCCAACCGAGUCAUCUGCGCUAAAGUGGAUAAUGAGAUCCUUAAUUACAAAGACCUGGCAGCUCUCCCCAAGGUUAAGUCCAUCUACGAGGUACAACGCCCCGACCUCAUUUCCUACGAGCCUCAUUCCAGAUACACGUCCGACGAGAUGCUGGAGAGAUGUGGCUAUGGAGAGUCGCUGGGAACAUUAUCUCCCUACUCCCAGGACAUCUACGAGAACCUGGACCUCCGACAGAGAAGGGCCUCCAGCCCAGGAUACAUCGACUCUCCCACCUACAGCCGGCAGGGCAUGUCCCCCACCUUUUCCCGCUCGCCUCACCACUACUACCGCUCCGGGCCCGAGAGUGGCCGGAGCUCUCCAUACCAUAGCCAGUUAGAUGUGAGGUCCUCCACUCCGACCUCUUACCAGGCUCCCAAGCACUUUCACAUCCCAGCUGGAGAAAGUAACAUCUACCGGAAACCCCCGAUCUACAAACGGCAUGGUGAUCUGUCAAUAGCAACCAAGAGCAAAACGAGUGAAGACGUCAGCCAGGCCUCCAAGUACAGUCCGGCCUACUCCCCGGACCCCUACUUUGCUGCAGAGUCCGAGUACUGGACCUACCAUGGGUCCCCCAAAGCGGCCCGAGCCAGAAGGUUCUCAUCUGGAGGAGAGGAGGAGGACUUUGACCGCAGCAUGCACAAGCUCCAGAGCGGAAUCGGCCGCCUCAUUCUGAAGGAGGAAAUGAAGGCCCGGUCCAGCUCCUACACGGAUCCCUGGACCCCACCCCGGAGCUCCACCAGCAGCCGGGAGGCCCUGCACACGGCUGGCUAUGAGAUGUCCCUCAAUGGCUCCCCUCGAUCCCACUACCUUGCUGACAGCGACCCCCUCAUCUCCAAAUCCGCCUCCCUGCCUGCCUACCGAAGGAACGGGCUACACAGGACACCCAGCGCAGACCUCUUCCAUUAUGACAGCAUGAACGCCGUCAACUGGGGCAUGCGAGAGUACAAGAUCUACCCUUAUGAACUGCUGCUGGUGACCACGAGAGGAAGAAAUCGGCUGCCCAAGGAUGUGGACCGGACGCGUUUAGAGCGCCACCUGUCCCAGGAGGAGUUCUACCAGGUCUUCGGCAUGACCAUCUCGGAGUUUGACCGGCUGGCCCUCUGGAAGAGGAAUGAACUGAAGAAGCAAGCCCGGCUGUUCUAGGCAGAGGCUCUAUAAAUAUAUAUGCAUUUAUAUAAAGAUACAUGUAAAAUCUCUAUACUGAAGCUCGGUAUAAUCCUCUCGUGUAAUGGGACGCACCGCCAGCCACGGGACACCCCGCCAGCCACGGGACACCCCGCCAGCCAUGGGACACCCCGCCAGCCACGAGACUUGCUUCUCUGUACUGUCAGGCAAGCCCACGUCAUCGAGAUAUUUUUAUGCUCCUUACUUUCUCUUUUCUAAGUGCUCUGGGGUUCGGGAAGGGAUUUGAGGAGACUCCCAUCCUUUUACUGGGGAUCCUUUUUAUACUGAAACAUCUGUACUAACCUGAGUCCCCCAAGGUCCAACUCUCUUUCCUAAAGGAGGUGCCUGAAGAAGUCUCUCUUCUCUCUGCUUCUCGGCUCUCUCCCCAGUCUCCAGGGUGGAUGCUGACCAGGCAGUUUCCACACCUUACUGGCCCCAGAGGGGCCCUCCCACGGGAGGAUCCACAGUGAUCUCCCAAAGUCACCGAGCGUCAUGGAGAGCCCGUGAAGAAUUCUCCCAUCUCCCCCGGUUAGGAGUUCAGUGCUCUCUGGGGGUGAUGCCCUUAGCUGUGUGGGCCUCGGAUCUACUCACUACAGCAGCAAACGAAGUGGUUCGGGCCUGGGCCUCUCUGCAGCUUCUCAGUCCUCCUCCUCCUGCCCUUGGCCCUAACUUCUCCCUUGUCCAAGUCUCAUGGUAGAAGGAGAAAAGUCAUUUCCCUUCCCUCCACCACUUCCAACUGGUCCCUUUGCCUGGCCCCGAUGUGGAGAUGAGAGGGAAGGCAUGGGAGCUGGCCACAGGAGCCAGAGCAGGGCAUCUGUUGGAAUUGGAGCUACAGGACCUUUUGCAACCCUCCUCUCACCCUCACUGCCCCCAGCACCUCCUAACCCUUCCCCCCUUCAGAGGAGAGGCCCAUUAUUACAGCCUUACUACGAUCUAUGUGCCUGACAACUCAACACACCACAGGGCUAACUUUCCCAUCACAGUUCCAACAGAACAGCUAGACAGACAACCUCUAACUCCCCACCAAACAUAAUAUAGGCCAUGUCCCAAAGAAAGCCUCCUGGUCUAUGUCUGCAGGCCCCUGGGCUAGAAGGGCAACCGAAGCUGUCCCUCACCAGUCAGUCAUUGGCUCCCACUGCAAAGUUGGCCAUGUUUCAUAGGGGAAACCUUUGGAAGAAUGGCUGCUUAUGGAAUUCCAAAAUGAAGCAUUUGCCAACAGUGCUCAUGACCACCCUGGAUUUCCCCAGCGGCUGCCUUUCCUGCCCUCUGGCCUUCUUGAACAGCGAUGAAAGCUUGACUUUAACUUCUCUCCUCCCUUCCCCAAACCUUUGACCCCCGGCCCCCAGUUGGCAAUGUGUGGUGGGGUCUGUUCCUUCCCGGAGAUGCCUUGAUGUAGAUCAUUUUGAGGUCACGGAGGGAAGACGAAGAAGUGGAAAUAACCAUUAUGACUCUCCAGAGGCUGGUGUCGUGACCUGGCAAAUAGAGAACUGACUCCAAUCCAGCGAACCUUCACUGAGCCCCUGUGAUGCUAUGCACCUGCUGUAUCCUGAGCACUGAAGGGGGGAGGGAGGUGGAGACACUGAGAUAAUCAACACGGGAUCUGGACUGGGGGGCAUGCCUGCUAGCACUGGGUGUCCUAGGACAUGGACUCACACGUGAUGGAAGUAAGGCAGGAAGUGAUGGAGAUGGCGUGAGAACGUGUUUGUGAGAUUACUGAGAGAGCAGAUGCAAGUUGGUGCAGACCAAGGAACUUUCUGGAAGAGAUUGCAUUUGAGCGAAGUUCAGGAAGGAUCUCUGUAAACUGAGAGGAGACUGUAACUUGAAAGGGUGACAGGGUGAGGGGCCAGAAGGGGGUCUAAUAUUCUCUCAUUUAAAACAUCAACCCUCUCUGCAACUCUCCUUUUGGCCAGUGUCUUUCAACUGUCCUGACCCUUUAGAAAUGUCCCCAGCCAGAUGCAAUCAUUGAAACUGCCUCAUUAUCACCGGUUGAGAACUUGGCAAGAUGAAGGGCUUUUGUUAUUGUUGUUGGGUAUUUUUGUUUCCCAUAAAAGCACAUAAUUCCAACCCA